Messenger RNA from Bactrocera tryoni, 780 nucleotides. Its product is annotated as putative nuclease HARBI1. The record is from RefSeq and is a predicted model, not a curated record. The transcript has a single exon. The coding region runs from base 16 to 771 and encodes 251 amino acids. Lineage: Eukaryota; Metazoa; Arthropoda; Insecta; Diptera; Tephritidae.
UUCAGAUGCCCAAAAAUGAAGAAGAAUGGAAAAUUAUUGCUACGGAAUUUUUUUGAAAUGUGGAAUUUUCCGAAUUGUCUUGGUGCUAUUGAUGGCAAACACAUCAACAUUAAAAGACCACCACAUUCAGGAGCUUAUUAUUUCAACUACAAGAAAACAUAUAGCAUUGUACUGAUGGCACUUGUCAAUGCAAAAUAUAAAUUUACAAUGGUCGAAGUUGGAGCUAAUGGAAGAGUGUCUGAUGGUGGGGUUUAUGGAAACUCAAAUUUUGCAGUUAUGCAUGAAGAGAGAAAGUUAAAAAUUCCUCCCCCAGUUAAACCACCUGGUUUUGACAAAGAGCUGCCGUUUGUUUUUGUAGCAGAUGACGCUUUUGCACUGCAUGCAAAUUUUAUGAAGCCAUAUAGCCACAGAGGAUUGACACACCAGCAGCUACAGUACAACUACCGAGUAUCACGAGCAAGACGGGUUGUGGAAAAUGCGUUUGGAAUCAUAUCUUCAAGAUUUCGUAUUUUGCUGACAACCAUAAAUUUAUCCCCAGAAAAAUGCUCAAAAAUUGUACUUGCGAUAUGUUAUUUGCAUAAUUUUUUAAGUAAACGAAGUAGCGCUUCAUAUCUUCGCCGAAUAGAAGAGAAUGAUAAGCAAUUUAUUGAAAUGACAGAAUUACAAAAUACCACAAGCCGAAACUAUUCCAACAACGCCAAGGAAAUUCGAAACAUAUUUUGUGAAUUCAAUACAACUUCAUUCAAUAGUGUCGGUUCAUUGGAAAAUUAACUUUAUAAA